Vicia villosa (hairy vetch) is the source of this 771-nucleotide messenger RNA. RefSeq lists its product as uncharacterized. The coding region runs from base 1 to 771 and encodes 256 amino acids. Lineage: Eukaryota; Viridiplantae; Streptophyta; Magnoliopsida; Fabales; Fabaceae. The record is from RefSeq and is a predicted model, not a curated record. Gene Ontology annotation, molecular function: nucleic acid binding; RNA-DNA hybrid ribonuclease activity. The transcript is spliced from 2 exons.
AUGAGGAUGAUUGGCAUAUUUUCUUUGGGUGUUCGGAAACUUUAUCUUGUUGGCAAUCUGCAGGAUAUCAGGUCUCUUAUCCUUGAUAUUUGUGAAAAGGAGGAUAGGAAAACCGCAGGAAGAGUUGCGGUUAUGUUGGAAGGUUUGUGGAAGAAUAGGAAUGAUUUCGUUUGGCAUAAUGAGAAGGAAGAUGCGUCUAAACUUGGUUGGCUAGCUUUUCAUAAGUGGCAAGAGUGGUUCUUGGCCCAAAAAUUUCGGGAACCGCAGUCAGAUAACAGAGAUCUGGUUCAGUGGAAUCCGCCUUCUUCUGGUUGUUUUAAAUGUAAUGUUGAUGCAGCGUUUAAUCAGCGUGUCGGAUCUACGAACCGUGGUUGGUGUAUUCGCAAUGAUCAUGGUAACUUUAUUGCCGCAGGUACUGCGUGGGAUAUGUGUAAUUUCUCGGUGCUAGAGGCGGAGGCCUUAGCUCUUAAGGAAGCAAUCCUAGCUAGUUCUUCGUUUCACAAUGCUCCGUUGAUUUUCGAGAGUGAUUCCCAACAGGUGGUUAAAGCUCUUGGUUCCAAUUCGAAGGGUAGUUCGGAGUUUAUCACUAUUAUUAAUUCUAUUAAGUCGUUACUUCUAGAUUUUCCCAACUUUGAGGUUAAGUUCAUAAAGCGUCAAGCGAAUAUGGUUGCCCAUACUUUAGCCAAGGCGGCCAAUUCUUGGUCUCGACGCUGUUUGUUUGAUGUAGUUCCUCCUUGUAUUACUUUCCAUUUGAUUAAUGAAAGCAGUUGA